CCUUUACCUUGGCAGCAAAACCAGGACAAAUGCUUUCCAUCUUUCUGUUGUUUAGCUGAAUGAUCUGACUGCUGUCCACUACUGAAGAUCUGCACAGCUUGUGGAACAAUCUCAUCACGUAUUGGACAUUAAUACGGCCCAGUAUUCAGUGCAGUUAGUACUGUUUAGUACACUAGUUCAGUCCUUAGGUGGACUGUGGAACAUCUGUGAUCCUGCCAUGGGAAAAACAGGGGAUAGCACCGUACAGCUUAAUUCACCGUCAGAGCUCAAGCAGGCUGUUUUGUUUGAGGAGAUCAACCACAGCCUGACUUUUGCUCUGGAUGAGAGCAAGCAGACCCUUCCUGAUCGAGGCACCUGGAAGGGCAAGUUUGACUUCCUGCUGUCCUGCAUAGGAUAUGCCAUUGGCCUGGGAAAUGUCUGGAGAUUCCCAUAUCUCUGUGGGAAAAAUGGAGGCGGAGCAUUUCUUAUUCCUUACUUCACUACACUGGUGUUCGCUGGGAUUCCUCUAUUUCUGCUCGAGACUGCACUAGGACAGUACACAUCAGUGGGAGGACUAGGGGUCUGGAAACUCAUACCCAUGAUGAAAGGUGUAGGUCUGGCUGCUGCAGUUUUGUCCUUCUGGCUCAACAUAUACUACAUUGUCAUUAUUGCCUGGGCCCUCUACUACCUGUUCAACUCCUUCAGAUCAGAGUUACCUUGGCAGAGUUGCGAUAACCCCUGGAACACCGAUCACUGUUUCUCCAACUACAGCCUGCCUGACACCACCAACCUGACCAGCGCUGUAACUGAAUUUUGGGAGAGGAACAUGCACCAGCUGAGCUGUGGCCUGGAGGAGCCAGGUGAAUUGCGCUGGCCGCUGGCAGGGACUCUUGCUCUGGCCUGGGUACUCGUCUACUUCUCUAUCUGGAAAGGGGUGGAAUGGACUGGAAAGGUGGUCUAUUUCUCUGCCACUUAUCCAUACUUCAUGCUAUUCAUCCUGUUUUUCCGAGGCAUCACUCUCCCGGGGGCUAAAGAUGGCAUUCUCUUCUACAUCACCCCCGACUUUAAUAAGCUCCAGAGAUCUGAGGUGUGGCUGGAUGCUGCCACUCAGAUCUUCUUCUCUUAUGGUCUGGGUUUGGGUUCUCUGAUUGCUCUGGGCAGCUACAAUAACUUCAAUAACAAUGUCUACAGAGAUGCCAUCAUUGUGUGCUGCAUAAACUCCUUCACCAGCAUGUUUGCUGGAUUUGUCAUCUUCUCCAUUGUAGGAUUCAUGGCCUACAUCACCAAAAAACCAGUGCAGGAAUUGGCUGCAUCAGGUCCAGGUUUGGCAUUUCUGGCGUAUCCUCAGGCUGUGACUCAGCUUCCCAUGUCCUCUAUGUGGGCCAUUCUCUUCUUCUCCAUGCUUUUGAUGCUUGGACUAGACAGUCAGUUUUGUACUGUGGAAGGUUUCAUCACAGCUUUGGUAGAUGAAUAUCCCACCAUCUUAAGGAGAAGGAAGAAAUUAUUCAUCCUCUUGGUCUGCAUUAUAUCAUUCAUCAUUGGCUUGUCCAACGUCACACAGGGUGGCCUGUAUGUGUUCAAGCUGUUUGACUACUACUCAGCCAGUGGGAUGUCUCUACUCUUCCUCGUCUUCUUUGAGACAGUUGCCAUAGCCUGGUUUUAUGGAGCAGAGAGGUUCUACAAAAACAUUGAGGAGAUGAUCGGCUAUCGUCCAUGUGGCUGGUGGAAACUCUGCUGGCUCUACUUCACCCCAUCAAUCUGUUUGGGGGUUUUCACCUUCAGUGCAAUAGAGAUGACCCCUCUGACCAUGGGCAAGUAUGUGUUCCCAGGCUGGGGACAGGGCAUCGGCUGGCUCAUGGCUCUCUCCUCUAUGCUGCUCGUUCCUGGAUACAUCAUUUACAUGUUCUUCAACGUCAAGGGAAGCAUCCAUCAGCGCUGGCACAAAAUGACAAAGCCCAGUGAAGAAGAAGCCAGGCCAAAAGAGGACAACCAUUUAACACGGCAACAUUACCAAGCAGGAAUAAUGGGUGAAGAUUCUGUCUGAUGUCACCUGAAAACAGAAGGCACUACAGAAAAGCACCCUGGCUAAGGAAUAGCACCGAUAUUUGUUCUUUCUGUUUAGCUCAAUCAGCAAAUGAAUAUAAGAAACUAAAACUACACGUUAAUGCCUUUUUCAACAUGCAGUUGUAUGACAUCCAUCUUACAGAAAGUUCUGUAUAUAGUAUGAGUACGCUAAAGAAUCAGGCAAAUCAUUUAGUUUUUUUUAAAUAUAUGAAUUAUGUAUACUUACAUUUUGAGAAAAAAUAAUAUCUGUAGAUAAAUGAUAUGUAGAUAAACUUGGACAGACACACAUACAUUAUGCAUAUAUACACAAAAUUCAUCCUGUUAGAAAUGUUGUACAUUGGAAAAAGUUAAGAUUCCAGUUAAAGCUUGUACAUAUUCUGAAGUUGUCAGUAGAAAACUGAUUACUUCUAAAGAUAUAUUUCAUAGCUGUAUUGUCUAAAUGUUUAUUUGACAGUAUUUAUAGUAUUAUACAGAAUAUAGUUUAAUUUAAAGUAUGUAUAUUUAUUUAAAGUACUUUAUGCAUUUAAAGUAUGUACAGUCUGUCCUUACAAAUG
This is a messenger RNA of Ictalurus punctatus (channel catfish), 2597 nucleotides long. RefSeq names its product solute carrier family 6 member 1, like (gene slc6a1l). The record is from RefSeq and is a predicted model, not a curated record. Gene Ontology annotation, biological process: sodium ion transmembrane transport. Gene Ontology annotation, cellular component: membrane. NCBI's taxonomy places the organism in Eukaryota, Metazoa, Chordata, Actinopteri, Siluriformes, Ictaluridae. The transcript has 14 exons. Bases 218 to 2023 code for a protein of 601 amino acids.